AUGGGCCCCUGUACCGCCUCCUCAUGCUGCUGCCAGGCCCGUAAUCUGCCAUGGGCCCCCGUACCAACUCCUCAUGCUGCUGCCAGGCCCGUAAUCUGUCAUGGGCCCCUGUACUGCCUCCUCAUGCUGCUGCCAGGUCCAGAGUGUGUCAUGGGUCCCUGUACGGCCUCCCAUUGCUGCUGUCUCCAUCGCCACACUCUGCCAUGUGCCACUUUCAGGUCUCCUCACACUGCUGGUGGGUUCCAUUUUGUCAUAGGGUGCUGUAUGGCCUCCCAUUGCUGCUGCCUCCACCGCCACACUGUGGCUCUACACUCUGGUUUUGGCCCCGUGACUGCCCAAAUGAGUGAAGUGUGCGGUGAUUCUAAGAUCGACGGCACUCAUCUGCAUGUCAUACUGACUGACAGUAUUAUUUCUCUUCCCCAGCAGACUCCAAGGGCAUUUAAAUUAAAGGUACAGUGUUCUGCACUAAUAUAA
This is a messenger RNA of Staurois parvus, 474 nucleotides long. The record is from the annotation of a GenBank genome assembly. NCBI's taxonomy places the organism in Eukaryota, Metazoa, Chordata, Amphibia, Anura, Ranidae.